CGAAGUCAAAGUACCAACUUGGUUCUAAUCCUUUUCUCGUGAACGAGACAUGUAAUGGUAAACCGGUAAGGGUACCAGACUAUAAUGUAGGCUCUCGAAAAUGGCAGGAAUCGAACUUCUUUCCGAUCAAGGGUUUCGCGUUGAUGGACGACGGCCGCAUGAGCUUCGUAAAAUCCAGUGCCGGAUGGGCGUAUUCAGGCAAGCGGACGGGUCAGCCUACAUUGAACAGGGAAACACCAGGGCACUUGCAACGGUUUACGGACCACACGAGGCUACAGGUGGCCGUGUGAAGGCCCAGCAUGACCGUGUGACUGUCAACUGCCAGUACAGCAUGGCUACUUUCAGCACGGGCGAGCGCAAGAAGAGGCCCAUGGGUGACCGCAAGUCCCAAGAAAUGUCCCAGAACUUGCAGAGGACGUUUGAGGCGGCCAUCAUGACCCAGCUCUACCCCCGCUCACAGAUUGACAUUUAUGUGCAGAUUUUGCAGGCAGACGGUGGGAACUAUUGCGCCUGUGUCAAUGCUGCCACGCUGGCCAUCAUCGACGCCGGCAUUCCCAUGAGAGACUACCUGUGUGCCUGCUCAGCAGGCUUUGUCAGUGACACCGCUCUUGUGGACAUCAGCUACCUAGAGGAGUCACUGGGCGGCCCGGAGAUGGUCGUGGCUCUCUUGCCCAAGUCGGAACAGAUUGCGCUGUUCCAGCUAAACUCUCGCCUGCACGCGGACCACUUGUCCAAAGUGCUGGACAUGGCCACCAAAGGCUGCAAGGAUGUCUACACGGUGCUGGACGGGGCAGUCCGGGACCACGUCAGUGAAGUCACAGACAGCAUGGCUCGGAGCUGAAGAUGCACAACCAUCAUGGAAAAAAACCGUUUUCUAAACUAUCACCGAGGGAUAUUUCACAUAGAAAUGAAAGGAGAGUAGUUUGUAUGGUACCAACCACUGUUAUCCUGCUUUGAUGGAAUAAUGGACAGUGCAUGAACAGGCCAUCGUAGCUUCCGACUUUGCCAUGAAGUGUGAAGAGGACAAGGCAAACUCACAUACAUGUACAUGUGCCAGAACUGUGAAAAGAUGAUAGUUGCUUUCCCCCUCAAGAGAUCCACAUAUGUGACCCGCUCUGCAAAAAAGGGUAUUCAGGGAUGCUGUGUUAUUUCACGCUAAGGGCUUUUUAAUGUGGACAGGGUGAUUUUUUACUUCUUGGUUUAUUGGCUUCUAUUAGAUCAAUACUUUCACAAUUCAUACCAGAGACCUAACUGUUGCAAUGGGUUUUAAGAGACUUUCUUCGUGGCUGAUUUCUUUUUCCACUUCUUGUGUUUAAUGGGGUUUUAUCUCUGAAAGGAAUUCUGUUGGCGUGUAUGAUAUGAUCAAAUAUCAAUAUAUCUCCAGAUUGCAAAAUGCCAUCGGGUUCAAACCAACACCAAAUUAAAGCUUAUAAUGCUACUAAUUCAAAUGGGUAUGUAACUCAUUUUGAAAAAAUUUCCCAUAAUACCCAUUUUUGUGGAGCUGGUCACAUAUCUUAUUCUCAGACUCCAAGAACAAUCAGCUAUGCAUUGAAAGAGCGACUUUAGUCUGAAUAAUUCUAGAGCAAGAAUCUGACAAGUUUGCAUUCCUGGGUUGUUUUGGAUCGAUCCUUUGUGAAACUAAUACAAAAGGCUUUAUACCAGAGGAAAUUCUAACGAAAGGAGUAAAUUCUAAUAUCCUUUAUCAUGACGUUAUCAUAGAGAGGCCAUUCUUUGCACAAAUUAUUCCAACAAUUCGGCACUUAUACAUGUAUUUUCAUAGUUCCAAAAGAUACGUUUAUGUGGGUCACAAUUUAUCUGCAUAACUUGAUAAAGAUCGAUUCUUCUCUUUGAAAAGUUCGUGGUAGCAUGUUACAUUGUACCUUUGUAAUGGGCCCAAGUGUACUUGCAUGGUUACAGUUAUAUCCAGGUAACUUUUUAAGUGGGUUUGCUGUGAAGGGUCAAUGCAAUGCAAUGUGUAAAAUAUAUUCCUUUAAAAUGCACUUUAAAAAACCAUCGCUGCUUUCCUUCCACUGUUGCUCCCUUGCAUGUAAUUUCCAUAUUUUUCAUCUCAAUGUGUGCAAACCUGAAGCAUCUUCACACCGGCUCCAUGCACACAGCAGUAGUGGCAUUCAAGUCUUGUAAGUAGGCGCAUAUGGCCCAGUGGUUUGGGUUUGUAGCUUCCGAUUGUCGGGUUGGGGGUUGAAUCCAGCUUGUGAUCUUGGAUCAAGUCACUUUACCCCUACGUGCCUCUCUUCACCCAGGAUUAAUGGGUACCUGUGAGGGCAGACAUGGUUGUGAUGUUUAGCUGUUUGUGCUUUAUAUGGCAGCUUUGGGCUAGUAUGCUCCCCGGGGAGCUGAGACGGUUUCAGGAAUGUUCAGAUGUUGAGCCCAGUGUACAGGGAAAAUUGUAAUAUAUGUCAGCAUCUGUGAAUUACAGAUACUGUGGGCCUUAUAAAUGCUUGGAUGGGGUAGUUGGAAUAGUCUAUUCCACUGCGGUGUCGAUUUUAGUUGUGGUUAUGUUUUAGGUCCGAGACCAGUCAUUCAGGCUUGUUUGAACUACAUGUAAAAGGAUAGAGAGAAUAGUGUCAGCUUCA
Acanthaster planci (crown-of-thorns starfish) is the source of this 2594-nucleotide messenger RNA. It is a transcript of the gene exosc4, whose product is annotated as exosome component 4. Gene Ontology annotation, molecular function: RNA binding. The record is from RefSeq and is a predicted model, not a curated record. NCBI's taxonomy places the organism in Eukaryota, Metazoa, Echinodermata, Asteroidea, Valvatida, Acanthasteridae. Gene Ontology annotation, biological process: U4 snRNA 3'-end processing; nuclear mRNA surveillance; poly(A)-dependent snoRNA 3'-end processing. Gene Ontology annotation, cellular component: nuclear exosome (RNase complex); cytoplasmic exosome (RNase complex); nucleolus.